AUAACUUCUCCCGAAAUUUUUGAUAAGAGCGACGAAGACAGUGGUAAUGAAGAAUCAACUGCUUGUCUCGGCAUCAGUUAUUAGCAGCAGCAGAACUUAGAGCCAAGGUAUCUGUAGAGGGACGGAAAGAGGAAAUACAUCAGCAAGAAUCCCAAGAGGAACGACCCACUCCAAGCACUUCACAAAACCUACCCCCCCCCCCCCCAAAACAAAGUAAGCGUACGAUUUCGAGGAAACGGCGUAAUAUGGAUAUCCCACAAAAAGCAGAAAAAAAAUGGACACCUCUAAGUUUCUUGCAAGAUUUUCAUAAUCCACUAGAAUUUUUUGAGUUGUUUUAUGAUGAAGAGGUAAUCGAACUCUGCGGUCACAGACAGAACAAAAUGCAAAGCAGAAAACUGACAAAGUUCUGACAAAAUCAAGCAAUUCAUAGGUAUCCUAUUAUUGUCUGGCUACAAUGGUGUUGCUCGAUACAGAAUGUAUUGGGAGCAAAGCAUUGACUGUCAUUCCUGGUGUAGCAGCUUGUAUGUCAAGAAAUAGGUUUGAAGAACUACUGCGAUUUUAUCACGCAUGCGACCAGACGAAACCAGGCAAGUUUCCACUUGAGGCAUAGUAUCAUUAAACGCAAGGUUAGCUGCAAGAUUGUAUGCGGAACGAUAUCCAGACUUAUACACCCGACAUAUGAGGUGAUUGAACGAUUGGAUUCUGCCUACAGAGAAGGUAGAAUACCUGGAACUCGAGGUUCUCAAUCUGGGAGACCGCGAACAAUUGAGAACGUCGUCGUGCUACAGGAACGCGAAGAGUAUCCCUCGACUUCGGUUCGUAUGAUACAAAGCCGCACUGGAAUACCGAAAUCAUCGAUUCAUCGUAUUUUAAAAAAAAGGUAUCAGUUUCACCCAUACCACUUUUAAAGAGUGCCGACGAAUGCUGCAACUAAAUAGGCAAGAUACCGACUUUUAUCGUAAAGUUUUGUGGACUGAUGAGUCUCAGUGCAGAAGGAACGGAUACCUUAACCUGUACAAUAUUCAUAAUUGGCAGUUAGAAAACCCGCAUGAAACCAGAGAAGACCGUUCACAAUACAUGUUUAAAAUCAAUUUAUGGACAGGAAUCUUCAAUGGUUCAAUAUUAGGACCAAUAGAGCUACCACCGACAUUAAAUGGUGAAAACUUUUUGGCAUUUCUUCAACACCAAUUGCCAACACUCCUAGAGAAUGUGCCACUACAAACACGGGCAACGAUGUGGUACCAAAACGACGGUUGCCCAGCACAUUACGCUCGAGACGUUCGAGCCUAUCUUGACGAUAGGUUCUCAAGAAGGUGGAUUAGGCGAUUGGGGCCAAUCUUAUGUCCCUCGAGAUCCACUGACUUAAAUCCUUUGUAUUUUUUUAUUGGGGUUGUCUUAAGGAUAAAGUGUACCUAAAACCAAUUCACAACGAAAGGGAAAUCCUGCCCGGUGCAGGGCAAGUAUUGCCAGAAUUUUGACUACGGUGGAUUUAUCCCUAUAGUUAAUUCCACCUAUGAAAAUAUGCGGGGAGUUGACCCCCCUUCACGAAAGGUUACCCCUUAGCGCAUUCACGCACGUGAUGUGCAACCACCUCAACGUAGAGCUUCUUCAGCAGGCCAAAGAUGCAUGCCAAGACGUCCUUACACAGUUUUUAGACCUCUACUCUGCGAUGCCAGGCUACCAAUAUAUCCAAAAACCCUAUUUCUGAUUUCAUCAGUCACAUUGGUAGAGUCACCAUCCCUGGAGGAGAUGAAGUUUCUAAUAGCUUUAUUAGGCAGUAGCUUUAUUCCACAAGGUCCAAUGAAUAUCAACGGCGUCGAAAUCCCCUCAGGCAAUUUCGGUGCUAUAAACGCACAAAAUCACAACGUUUACGAAUGUUAUGUUAGCCCAUGUACAAUAUCAGCCCGUGUGUAAGCUACAAAAGCUCAGUGCCUGCAGUCUCGACAUAGAUAACAACGCAAUUGCUAACUGCCGAUUGUUAAAUAAUAACGUAAAAAAAUGUUUGCCGUAACGAUGCUUACGAUAAAUGCAAGUCUCGACAGCCGAGAUACCGAACAAAAUUCUGACAUAUCUUCACUUUAUGAUGUUGUUACGCUAGCAAAAAACGUAUUCAUAGUGCAGUGUUUUCUUAAAAAAAUAUUGGCUGUUAAAAAAUCUCCUUGAAUCACAGGGAAAAUUGGUAGACAUAAUUUUAUAAAAAUAAUUGAUUUUCUUUGAAAAUUGUACAGAAACAGUAGGAACCUUAUGUUAUAAAAAUAUUUUUUAUAGUAACUUACAAGCAGAUUUUACCGUUUCUAAGAAUUGAAGUAAUUUGUUAAAUAUCAAAGGACCUAAAAGUUUGCCUCCUUGCAACACUGAUGUUAAUGUCAAUCCAAAAAAAAACAAAACGGUCAGUUUUGAUUUGACAACGUACCUAACGUAUUUACUAUUAUAAUAAAACAAAAUAUUUAUAUAUUCCGAUUUUUAUCAAAGUUUAUGAUAUAUAUAUUAUGUCUUCGAUGGUGGGGGACACUGACGCAGGCGCAAGCCCGGUUUCGAGAUGCGUUAAGUAAGUACAACUCGAAUCGAAUCUAUCGUUGUUUAUUGAAUGGUUUGUUUAGAGACUGUAAUUUUUGCAUUUUUAAUAUUUACUUCUAUGUAUGUUUCAGACGUAAGCGUACAUCACGCGCUACGAGUGGGCAGCUUGAGGCACUGUUGGCCAUGUUAGAAGCUCGGCCAUAUUUAUAUACC
Parnassius mnemosyne (clouded apollo) is the source of this 2730-nucleotide messenger RNA. The record is from the annotation of a GenBank genome assembly. NCBI's taxonomy places the organism in Eukaryota, Metazoa, Arthropoda, Insecta, Lepidoptera, Papilionidae.